Molecule: messenger RNA, 2252 nt
Organism: Morus notabilis
Lineage: Eukaryota; Viridiplantae; Streptophyta; Magnoliopsida; Rosales; Moraceae
Product: protein SIEVE ELEMENT OCCLUSION C
Exons: 7
Coding region: 1-2082 (693 amino acids)
Biological process (GO): phloem development
Source: RefSeq, a predicted model, not a curated record
AUGAGCUUGCAAGGAAGUAAAUCCUUAUCUACUGUACAUUCUAAAUCACCUUUAGACGGUAUCUUGAUCAAGAACUUACUCUUAAGCCAUGAUCCCGAUGGCCGUCAUCUUGAUUCGGACCAUCUGCUUCAAGCGAUGGAGAACAUCGUGCUUUAUGCUACUAUGUCAGAAGUUCCAGAUCCACAUUUUGAUACCGAUGCAGAAAGGGAAAUAACUGGGAUCGAAAUAAUUGGAUUAGAAGAACCAUACGCGCACAUUGUCCAGAAGAUAUCGAACGAGAUAAUAUGCAAGUUCUCUACGGAAGGAAUUCUUCACGAGAGGACUAUGUUGUUGUUCGAUUUGCUAGGAAACUACAGAUGGGAUGACAAAGCAGUUUUAGCUCUUGCAGCCUUUGCAACGAGCUAUGGUGAAUUCUGGCUCCUAAUGCAGUUAUACCCUCGAAACCCCGUGGCAGUAGCGGUCGUGAUGCUUAAGCAGUUGCCGAGUGAUCUGAGCACCUUCAAGCGGCAGUUUAAGGCCCUGAGCUUGCUGAUGAAGACAGUGAUAGACUUAACCAAGUGUGUCGUCAAGUUUGAAAGCUUGCCUCUUUCACAUGUUAAGUUGGACAUUGGAGCCAAAUCCAUAAAAGAGCUUCAUCUUUACUCAGCUGUUUACUGGAUCAUCAGAAGUAUCUUGACAUGCUGUUCUCAAAUCAGAGAUUUCAGAGAACUGAAACCUGAGCAAUACUCAGAUUCGGCAACAAUCGCAACAUGGGAGCUCUCAAGUUUGGUCCGUCGGCUAAAGGGCAUGUGCAGUCAAUUCAAGGGCCAUGUGGAAGAAUUCAGUCAAGAAACAGAGAAAAGGCUCGAUCAAGAGCUGCUGAAUAUCUUUAAGGAGGCCCAUAAUGAUAACCAACAAGUUCUUCGGAUGUUAUUUGCCUCCACAGAUGACUUUCCACUCAUUGACUGCUCCUCCCAAACAAAGAUUGGUUUGACAGAACUGAAAAACAAGGUGGUCAUACUUUUGAUUUCAAAGCCAGGAUUUCUCUCCACAGAGGAGUCACUUUUUCUGGUUCAGCAAACAUAUGAUCAUCCUGAUCACAACCAAAACCUAGAGGGAAUUAGCUAUGAAAUUGUGUGGAUUCCCAUAUCAGUCUCUGAUUCUUGGACCGACGCCGAAAAGAGAAGUUUCCGACGUAUCUCACAUUCUUUGCCUUGGUGUUUAAUAAAGCAUCCAUGGUCACUUCACUUGCAAGCAGUGAAGUUUAUCAGAAAAGAAUGGAAGUACGCAGACAACCGAAUUAUGGUUGUGCUUGAUUCACAAGGAAACGUCUCAAACAAAAAUGCAAUGGACAUGGUGUUUGUAUGGGGUCCCAGAGCAUACCCUUUUUCGGAUUCAAGAGAACAAGAACUUUGGCUAGAGCAAUGGACGCUUCAACUUCUAGUGGAUGACAUUGAUCCCUUGCUUACUAAGCGGGUACAAGAAGACAGAUAUCUCUGCAUUUACGGAAGCAACAACAAGGAUUGGAUUCUAAAACUGAAUUCCAAGAUGAAGGAGAUAACCGAAAACACGGGUGUGAAGCUCGAGAUGGUCUACGUUGGCAAGAGGAAACCAAGAGAACAUGUAGUGAAGAACAUUUUACACACACUUGAAGAUGGAAAACAUCUUCUAAGCCUUUUGUCUCAAAUUAAACUAAUGCAAUUCUUCUGGCUUCGAAUGGAGAGCAUAAUAAGAUUGAAACUCCGACAAGGCGACACCGCGGCAACUAAUAAUAGCCUUCUUCUACAAGAGGUGUCCUAUGUGAUAGACAUGGAUGAAAACGACCAGGAUUGGGCGUUGAUAGGGAGAGGAUCUUCAAAGACCAUUGUUGGAGUUGAAGGAAUGAAGCUCAUGGAGUGUCUAAAUGACUUUGAGGCGUGGAAAGAAAAUGUGGGGAAGUUGGGAUUUUUGGUUGCCAUUAAAACUGCCCUUGAGCCCCCACUUCUUGAUGAGCCUUGUGGCCACUCUGAACUGGUUUCCGAAGAGUAUGGAAAGCGAAGAGAAGACAUGGAAGUUUGUGUGAUAUGUAGACGUCCAAUGGAGAAGUUUGUAGUCUAUAAAUAAACCAAGUGUGGCCGAGGCAUCAGCCUAAGCUUAGGCUGCCCUAUAUGCUGCCGGAGAACAACUUUAGUUUUGCCAAUCUAAACUUGGGAUUAAAGUGAGAGAAACUUAAGAACGACUUUUUUUUUUCUUUUUCUUUUUCUUUAACAUAAGGAGUUAUGUUUAUUGACAGA